GGGUCUCUGUAGGAGGGAGCCAGGCAGGGACUUACUGUUUGGUCACUCCAGAGAGGAAGUUACCAGGGACACAAAGAGAAGAGCUCUCCCCAGGAAGCAGAGAGGAGACUGACAAGUGACAGAAUAUCCAGACCUUAGAUGAUUUCUUGAAGACCCAGCUGGAUCAUCAUGGACCUGGAUAGCUUAAUGAACGUGGAGCUGAGCCUGACCAUCAUCCUGCUGGUGCCGCUGGUGGUGGUUGUCACGGCAGGUGUGUUCUACUUGUACUCUGUCGUGCUGCGGCUCGUCUCCAAGGUUACCGUACGCAACAAGGUGGUGGUCAUCACAGACGCUCUGUCCGCUCUCGGGAGAGAAUGUGCCAAGAUUUUCCACCAGGGCGGCGCUAGACUGAUCCUGUGUGGGAAGAGCUGGGAGAGGCUGGACCUUCUGGCUGAGGAGCUGGCCAGUGCUUCCGACCCGAGUCUGACCUUCCCCCCUAAGGUGGUGCAGCUGGACUUCGGAGAUAUGGAGUGCCUGCCGGAGGUGAUCACGGAGGUGCUGGACUGCUAUGGCUGUCUGGAUGUGCUCAUCCUCAACAACAGUCUGAAGGUGCGAGGCCCCGUCCAGAACCUGUCCCUGCAGAUGGACAAGGCUGUCAUGGACAACAACUACUUCGGACCUGUGACACUGGCCAAAGGCCUGCUCCCCUCCAUGAUCUCCAGGAGGACAGGUCACCUGCUGCUGGUGAACAGCAUCCAGGGCAAGCUGGCCAUGCCCUUCAGGACCACCUACGCGGCCUCCAAGCAUGCGGUGCAGGCCUUCUUUGACUGCCUGAGAGCCGAGGUCCAGGAGUACGGCAUCCUGGUCAGCACUCUGAGCACCACCUUCAUCAGCUCCCCUACACCACCCUCAGAGGAGGACAACCCCACACCCUCCGUCUGGUCAGUGUUCUCCAGGAAGGAGGUCUUCGGCGUGACGGCCGAGGAGGCGGCGGCUGAGCUGGUGAAGACGCUGAGCAGCAGGAAGCAGGAAGUGAUCAUGGCGCGCUCGCUGCCCAAGGCCGCCAUCUACGCACGCUCCUUCUUCCCCAACGUGUUCUUCGCCGUGAUGGCGGCCGGCGUGAGGAACGCUGCCGCCGUAGAGGAACUGGAGCAGUAGAGACUGAGGGAAUGGAGAAGAUGGAGGGAGAGGCGACCGGAUGGAGAGACAGAGAGAUGGAGGGAGAGGUGCUAGGGUGGAGAGACAGAGAGAUGGAGGGAGAGGUGCUAGGGUGGAGAGACAGAGAGAUGGAGGGAGAGGUGCUAGGGUGGAGAGACAGAGAGAUGGAGGGAGAGGUGCUAGGGUGGAGAGACAGAGAGAUGGAAGGAGAGGCGACCGGAUGGAGAGACAGAGAGAUGGAAAGAUGGAGGGAGAUGUGACAGGAUGGAGAGACAGAGAGAUGGAGAGAUGACGAGAUGCCCUAACCCUAAUAAAAACAGGAAAUAUUGUUACUUUCAUUCACUCAUUAAUGAAACACAGACGAAGCUUGGUUGAAUGAGCUCAAAUGAGAAGUAGGACAGCAUUGAAAUGUUGUAACCACUCAACCGCAAAAUAAACGAUGUUUAGAUGUAUUA
This is a messenger RNA of Osmerus eperlanus (European smelt), 1592 nucleotides long. RefSeq names its product dehydrogenase/reductase SDR family member 7C-B-like. The record is from RefSeq and is a predicted model, not a curated record. Gene Ontology annotation, molecular function: oxidoreductase activity, acting on the CH-OH group of donors, NAD or NADP as acceptor. NCBI's taxonomy places the organism in Eukaryota, Metazoa, Chordata, Actinopteri, Osmeriformes, Osmeridae. The transcript is spliced from 8 exons. Gene Ontology annotation, biological process: intracellular calcium ion homeostasis. The coding region runs from base 169 to 1137 and encodes 322 amino acids.